CCUACCAGCAGACGAAAAAGGAAGACAAACGGUUAAAUUGUGUAUUGUUGGGUACAACAGUCUCCUUCUGUGUACUUCGCUAUAUCUGUUUACGGGAAGGUCAAAACGGAUCGUCCGUGUGCUGAAAAACCAAUUCGUUUCAUUUCAUCUACGCAUGUUAAAACGUAAAUCGACGAACAUAGAAUAGCAGAAUCGAAUAGCUCGUGAAAUACGGGGUGAUAUGCGAUCGCUGUGUAUAAAUACUAUAAUAAGUGCGUUGUUUGUAUAAACCUCUCACUCACAUUUAGGUAGAUCUAUUCUAGUCGAUUUUUUACUGAUAUGGAAACGUGGAUAGUGGCAGUUUAAAGCAAUUUAAGAAGUUUGUGCCAGUCUAGCAUUGGAUUUCUGUGAAAUACAGAAAAGAGAAAUGUAUGAUAUUGUGGAUCGUAAGUUGCUGAGAGUUGGUCAUGUAGCUCUGGAAGUUCAAGGGUACAAUGGGCAAGUGUUACUUGUAUGGGGUGGUUACACGCAAAAUCCUAACCAAGAAACCUUAGAUCAGGAAUAUCAUGACCCCAGUGAAAUCUUGUUGUAUGACCCUAUGGUAGCAAGAUGGACAAUAAAGACAACAAAGGGGCACAUACCACCUGCUAAUUCUGGUGCUUGUGGUGUUGUAGUUGGGGACCUUUUGUAUAUUUAUGGAGGAUAUUUUGGAGACCCUGAUCUUGAAGGAAAUAGUAAUAACAUUUAUCAGCUCAAUCUGUUCACAUGGAUAUGGACAAGGUUAGAACCUGAUGCAACAAGAUGCAAACCUUUACAUCGUGAUAAACUGUUUGGAUGGGCUUACAACAACAAAGUUUUCUUUUUUGGUGGCUUUGGUACACCUGCUGACGACGAUCGCAAUGCUGAUCAGUAUGAUUAUAUUCCUGAUAGAAGUCAUCAAUGGUAUAUGGGAAGAGGAUGGAAUAAUCAGUUGGUUGCAUACAACAUUAAUAGCAACAGAUGGGAAUGGCCAGAAACUAGUGGGCUACCUCCAAGUCCACGUGCAGCUCUUGCUGGAUUUCGAUGCCAAUCCCGUGUGUAUAUCUUCGGUGGUAGACUUCAGGGAACACGAUUGAAUGAUCUUUACGUUCUUGACUUGAAGUCCAUGUCGUGGAGCGAAAAUUUAAAUCCAGGCAAGCUCUUCCCUUGUGGUCGAUCGUGGCAUUCUUUCACUUAUGUAGGGUCAUCUAAAGCUAUUUUAUACGGUGGUCUUUCAGCAGAAGGAGAAGUAUUGGGAGAUUGUUGGAUGUACGAUAUAGACCGAAAUAACUGGACCGAAAUACCAUUAAAGGUGUCCGAUAAACGAUUAUGGCAUCAAAGUGUUAAGGUCGACAGCGAUUGGAUCGUGAUAGGUGGAGUUCGAAGUAAUAUUCACAGCUACCAGCCAGAUGGCACGGUUUAUGCUGAAAACAUGUUGUCGAUGUCUGUCACUCCUAAAACUCUUCUCAGGUGCUGCGUGGAAUCUAUUGCUAAAUACGUCGGUCAUGGCGACCCAUUUAUCUCCCUGUUACCAAAACAUUUACAGGAGGUGGUCAAAGCUCGAACACGACAUACUUCUAGAGAUAUCUUGGAGAAGUCUAGCUAAAAUUUGUUUCAAAAUUUCGUAAAUAAAUGUUUUGUGCCGUUUA
Messenger RNA from Daphnia magna, 1646 nucleotides. Its product is annotated as kelch domain-containing protein 2-like. The record is from RefSeq and is a predicted model, not a curated record. NCBI's taxonomy places the organism in Eukaryota, Metazoa, Arthropoda, Branchiopoda, Diplostraca, Daphniidae. Gene Ontology annotation, molecular function: protein binding. Bases 407 to 1603 code for a protein of 398 amino acids. The transcript is spliced from 10 exons.